This is a messenger RNA of Aspergillus calidoustus, 1017 nucleotides long. NCBI's taxonomy places the organism in Eukaryota, Fungi, Ascomycota, Eurotiomycetes, Eurotiales, Aspergillaceae. The record is from the annotation of a GenBank genome assembly.
AUGGUUGCAAACAACACGGCAACUGUUGCAAAACAAGUGGGUUGCGUCAAAGAUGACGAUGAUCAGGGCCUGCAAACUUUGAGAUGUCUGCGCGAGAUCCCCUUCGAAGGGUUGACCAAUUUUUCGGUUGCUGCCUCUCGCAUUGCCCGUCCACCGUUUGGCGAGGGGUUUUUUUAUCCUACCAUCGACAAUGACUUCCUUCAAGAUCGCCCAUCCCAGCUGAUGCGGGCCGGAAAGUUCGCCAAAGGUAUUCCCAUAAUAGCAUCCUGGGUCACAAAUGAGGGUGCUUGGUACGUUCCCUCGUCGACGUCGACAGACGAGGAAGUCCUGGGAAGUUUCGGGCUGUGGCUAUCCAAUCUCUCCGAUGACACGAAACAAAAGCUGCUCGAGCUAUAUCCGUUGGAGGAUUUCGUCCAUUCGGUUAGAGCCGAUUACGAUGGUCCAAUCUCGCCGCAGUGGUACCGAGCCGCGCAAAUGAGCCGCGAUAUCUGGUUUACCUGCACAGCCCUCGAGUUCACAUGGCUAUAUCUCCGGUAUGGGCCCGGAAAGCCGUCACAAAUCCGAUUGUACGAGUUCAAUCAGACUUUGUACAUUCCGGUCUGGGAGGCCAUGGGCGUGCCAAUGUGGCGUGUGGCGCAUUUGAGUGAUAUACCGUACCUCUUCAAUAAUCAUCACCUAGGUGGCGGUACUGAUAACUCAGAGCCACAUAUUGCAUUGGCUCAGGAUUUCAGCAAGACGAUCAUUGAAUUCGUGAACAAUGCCAGCCCUGGAGAAAGCACCAAUGGAACUGGGUUAUGGCGGCCUGCGUACUCGACGGCUACCUCGGGACAGGAUUGGUUUGAUGAGCUUUCCAUCCAAUUGUUCGGUGGCCCUUACGGUUCAGAACUAGUCACAGUCAGCAAGGAUGGCGACAAGAACGCCAAGACUGAUGCAGAAAAAGCAGUCUAUUGGGAGAAACUGUUUGGCCGCUGUGAGUUCAUCAAUGGACAGCAGAUGAGGGCGGAGGCAGGGGUGUAA